Telopea speciosissima is the source of this 2020-nucleotide messenger RNA. RefSeq names its product F-box protein At-B. The coding region runs from base 22 to 1869 and encodes 615 amino acids. NCBI's taxonomy places the organism in Eukaryota, Viridiplantae, Streptophyta, Magnoliopsida, Proteales, Proteaceae. Gene Ontology annotation, biological process: SCF-dependent proteasomal ubiquitin-dependent protein catabolic process. The transcript is spliced from 4 exons. Gene Ontology annotation, cellular component: SCF ubiquitin ligase complex. The record is from RefSeq and is a predicted model, not a curated record. Gene Ontology annotation, molecular function: protein binding.
CGUGAGUUGCGAGCAUCAACAAUGAACAGAAGAACGAGCAACCAAAGCUUUGAGAGGCUGCCGAGCGCCGUCCUGGAGGAAAUCCUAGUGAAGAUGGAUGUGGAGUCCCUCUGCUCAGCAGCUUGUGCCUCCCGAACCCUGCGUUCCUCAGUCUCUCAAAUUCUUUCCUCCCUAUCCUCUCUUGAUCUCUCUGGUUUUUCUCCAAAUUCGGAGAUUCUGAAUUGCGUUCUUCGUGAAAAUGAAGUUCUCAAGAGCCUCACUCUGAAUUGCCUUCGGCUCGACGAUUCAUCAGUCCGCAAUUUCAUUGGAAGUAGUCUUCAAGAAUUGGUUUUGCAAAGAUGCUCUUUACUCUCUUAUCAGAUUUUUUGUUCCAUUGGAGAAAGGUGCCCCAGCUUAAGAGUGCUUGUGCUGGAAAUGGGAGGCCAAGGGCUACCUCAGAUCUUCAAGAAAAACCUUGCACAGAUGCUUAAAGGGUGUGCAAACCUGGAGACAUUGAGUUUAAAGAUUCGAGGGACAGCAGAGCUUGAUGCAGAUGGUUUUGAGUCCAUUGAGCUCUUCCUACCCAGAACUAUCAAAAUUUUGCGGCUGCAGCCUGUACUCGAACAUGAUGUGAUGCAGUUCAUGCAUGAAACUAGGGUAGAUAGAAACUCUGUAGCAAGUGACAGUUUGAGCAUCCCCACAUAUCCUGCACCCAUUGAUAUGAAAUUGCAUUCCAUAUCACUUGUCUUAGAUAUUAUAUCAGAUGAGCUUCUCAUUUCAAUUGCCAACAAUCUGCAGUUUCUGAUAGAGCUAGAUCUUGAAGACAGACCAAGCAAGGAACCAUUAUUGCACCAUGACAUGACCAAUAGUGGGCUUCAGUCAUUGAGUUCUUGCAGGCAUUUGACUUGUCUCUCUCUUACACGCAGUAAGCAAAAUUUCGCAGCCACUUUCAAAAGAGUAAAUGACAUGGGUAUGUUUCUUCUUGCUGAGGGUUGCAAAAGCCUUGAAUCAGUAAGACUUGGUGGAUUCUCUAGAGUCAGUGACGCUGGAUUUGCUGCAAUUCUACAUUCAUGUAAGAGCUUAAAGAAAUUUGAAGUUUUCAGUGCCUUCUUCUUGUCAGACUUGGCCUUUCACAACUUCAGUGAGGCCCCAUCUUCCCUCACUGAAGUACGACUUGUUUCUUGUAGUCUUAUAACCAGUGAAACUGUUGGGAAACUAUCCUCGUGUAGGAGUUUGGAGGUGCUGGACCUGUGGGGGUGCAAGAGUGUAGCAGAUAACUGGCUGGGUUUAAUUUCAACUCUUAGUGGACUGACUACUUUGAAUCUUGGUGGGGCUGAUAUUACUGACAACAGUCUAUCGGUUCUUAGUAUGGGAAAUUCACCAAUUGCAUCCUUGUGUCUCCGAGGUUGUAAGAGGGUAACUGACAAAGGGAUAGCUCUUCUGUUUCGGGGUGGAGGAACAAUUAGUAAAACACUGUCAGCACUUGAUUUGGGUUACAUGCCAGGAAUAUCAGACAAAGCUGUCCGUACAGUUGCUGAGGCUGGUCUAAAGAUUACCGAUUUGUGUAUUCGGUAUUGCUACUUUGUCACUGAUGCUUCAAUGGAGGUUCUGGCUUCAAAGAGAAGAUCUAAAGGACACAAACCAAUUCAAAACCUAGAUAUUUAUCACUGCAUCGGGUUAUCACUCAAUUUAUUAGCAUUCCUUAGGAGGCCAUCAUUCUGUGGUUUGCGUUGGCUUGGCAUUGGGCAGACUUCUUUGUCAAAUAGACGAAAUGCGAAUUUUGCUGAAAUUUACAGGGAUCGUCCGUGGUUGACAGUAUGUUGGGAUGGCUGUGAAAUGGGAUGUCACAAUGGAUGGCAUUUCCAUGGUCCUGAGGAUCAUCUCUUUUGAGGAUUGGACAAUCCUGAGUAUGUAUAAUGUGUCUGUAUUUUAGAUUAACUUCCAAAAGAAAGUUGAUGAACCCAUUGAGUGUUAGGCUUAAGGCCCCUAAUUUCUGUAGCGAAAAUUUGGAUAUUCAAAGGUUCCAUCAGGAAGCCAGUAC